UAACAGCACUUGGGAGCCAUCUAUCUUUGUGUCCAUUCCAAGGUUUCAGCUUGUUUCGUUGUUCUUCUCUUUGACUCAUCAGUUCUGCACAAAUCAUCUUAGCAAUGGAGACCCAGGCCCCCCGCCCUCGUCCUUUGUUCCGUUUACCUACAAUAUUAGCUCGCCCAACCGCCCCAGUUGAUCCAAUCCCGAACCCUGCCCCUGCUCCGGAGCCACGCCCACCUAUGCUUAGGCCUGCAUCAAUAAGGCCACUGGCCGGGACGUUUCAACAACCUCAAUCUCAAGAACCCACCCCACGACCAUCUGCGGUUGUUAGUCCAGCAGCCAGAGGUACUGCCCCGCUAGCACCAGAACCUCCUAAAACCAUUGAGCCUAUUGUUCAAACCCUACCUCAAUCCCCUAAGCCCAAGCCUACGGCUCCACCACCAUCUGCUUUGACCAUUUUGCCUUCCCAAUUGAAGUCGCAGGGCGAGCUUGAGCAGAAGAUCCAAAUGGAGGUCCAGCAGAGAGAUGUGGUGGUUCGGAUCAAGACCAUUGGAAAGGAAGAAGUUUCAAAAGAAUAUGAAACCAAGGAGAUGGUGAAAAGUAGUUGCAAAAAUAUUUUGGAUUUAGAGCAAGUGGGUAUGAGGGUUAUAACAAUUGCAGGAGAAAACAAAGGCGCCUUCAUGAAACUAAUCCAGUCCUCAAAGAAACAUGAAGUUGUUCACAAGAAUGAAAAUCCCAAAACAAAAAGCCUUGGCAAUGACUGGGAAAGCACUAGUAGCAAUGAGGCCGUGGGGAAUCUGAAGAAGAAUAAAAGUCAUAAAGAAAAAGUGACAAGUUCAAUGCCCAUGAAGGCAUUCGUGAACAGCAAUGUGCAGAGCAUUAACAACUCCAUCCUCUACAGUUGUUCAUGCACUCACCAUGAUCCUGGGGUGCACCUUGCUCUCUCUAGAAACUAAGAAGCCCUACGUAGAGUUCCAUGUCAAGGAUCAGAACUAGAGAGAUCAGACUUAUAAGAGAGGUUAAGCAGUGUUUGUUGUUAGGCUAAGGUAUACAUGUAAGAGAAUAAGCAAUAUGUAUGGGUCCUAAUUCUUGAUAGCGAGCUAGGUUCCACUUCUAGUAAAGUGUACGUAGUUUAAGAUUGUCGACGAUCAAUGGAUGUCGACAAAUAAUGAGAUAUCCUCUCUCAUAAAUAUUAUAGCAAGAGUUUUUUAGCAGAA
Juglans regia (Persian walnut) is the source of this 1202-nucleotide messenger RNA. Its product is annotated as alpha carbonic anhydrase 8-like. The coding region runs from base 105 to 941 and encodes 278 amino acids. NCBI's taxonomy places the organism in Eukaryota, Viridiplantae, Streptophyta, Magnoliopsida, Fagales, Juglandaceae. The transcript has a single exon. The record is from RefSeq and is a predicted model, not a curated record.